Molecule: messenger RNA, 1542 nt
Organism: Dipodomys ordii (Ord's kangaroo rat)
Lineage: Eukaryota; Metazoa; Chordata; Mammalia; Rodentia; Heteromyidae
Gene: Hpcal1
Product: hippocalcin-like 1
Exons: 5
Coding region: 231-812 (193 amino acids)
Molecular function (GO): calcium ion binding
Source: RefSeq, a predicted model, not a curated record
CCAGACAAGACCUGGGGUGCAGCGAAUGGCUGGGACGGUGAUGAAGAUGACGAUGGUGAUGAUGAGCACCCUGGACACAGGGGCAUGAUCUAGCUGCCAUCAGCCGCGCAUCCACCCCUACCGACCCUGCCCGGCCCCUGCUCUGCACAUCCACCCCUACCGACCCGGCCCCACCCCUACUCCGUCUGACCUCCGCUCCGCCCCAGGUGUAGUCACCCCUGCCGGCCGCCAUGGGCAAACAGAACAGCAAGCUGCGGCCCGAAGUGCUGCAGGACCUGCGGGAGAACACGGAGUUCACCGACCACGAGCUGCAGGAGUGGUACAAGGGCUUCCUCAAGGACUGCCCCACCGGCCACCUGACCGUGGACGAGUUCAAGAAGAUCUACGCCAACUUCUUCCCCUACGGCGACGCCUCCAAGUUCGCCGAGCACGUCUUCCGCACCUUCGACACCAACGGGGACGGUACCAUCGACUUCCGGGAGUUCAUCAUCGCGCUCAGCGUCACCUCCCGGGGCAAGCUGGAGCAGAAGCUCAAGUGGGCCUUCAGCAUGUACGACCUGGACGGCAACGGCUACAUCAGCCGCAGCGAGAUGCUGGAGAUCGUGCAGGCGAUCUACAAAAUGGUGUCAUCAGUGAUGAAAAUGCCCGAGGAUGAGUCCACCCCGGAGAAGCGAACAGACAAGAUCUUCAGGCAGAUGGACACCAACAACGAUGGCAAGCUGUCACUGGAGGAAUUCAUCAAAGGUGCCAAGAGCGACCCCUCCAUCGUGCGCCUGCUGCAGUGCGACCCCAGCAGCGCGAGUCAGUUCUGAGGCCGCGGCCUGUGGACAGUGCGGAGAAACAGCCUCGUGUUGCCGUUUCAGCUUCGCUUGCACCAGUGGCUGCAUCCUGCAGUCACUCCCGCUCUCCCGGGACCCGGGGUCCUGGGGGCCGUGCCUGCCGGGCCUGCGCCUCCUUCCUCCCCCUGCCCAGUGCGAUCCACCCCUCCCGCCCGGCCCAGCCCCUUCCAGGGCCACUCCCAGCGAGGGCAUGAUGGGUAGUUCGCCUCAGCCCAGGGGCGGAGACUGAAGACUGGGAUAGGUGGGGACCAAGGCAGGUGGGGAGGAGACUGGCCAAGUCCCUCCUGCGCAUGGCUCCGCCCUCGCUCCUCCCCCCACCGAAGCCGCUCGCAUGUACAUAGUCCGCGGUCUCCUCUCUUUUAAUAUAUAAGUUAUGUGUCUGGUGAAGUGAGAUGUGACGUGUAGGUCCUGUAUUUAAUGCCUCGGAUUGCUUCUGCAGCAUGCUCCCCUCCUGGCCUGUGGUUCCCCUGAGCCCGGUCGUCUCCUGGCCUGUGGUUCCCCUGAGCCCGGUCGUCUCCUGGCCUGUGGUUCCCCUGAGCCCGGUCGUCUUGUGGUAUUUAUAUACACGGUCUGCCCAAUUCACCAAGAGAUGCAUGCGUGCCGGGCUGCCCCGAGCCCGCCCGUGCCGCGGCCCGCCAUGUGUGCUCCGUCUUCCCUGUUGAUUGGUCUGGAAUCUCAUAUUAAAUUGAUCAAAUAAACAGAG